This is a messenger RNA of Drosophila persimilis, 1385 nucleotides long. RefSeq lists its product as uncharacterized. The transcript is spliced from 3 exons. The coding region runs from base 16 to 1038 and encodes 340 amino acids. NCBI's taxonomy places the organism in Eukaryota, Metazoa, Arthropoda, Insecta, Diptera, Drosophilidae. The record is from RefSeq and is a predicted model, not a curated record.
GCUGAUGCAGCACGGAUGAGAGGGGAUGUACGCCGAUUCCUGUGUACGUAUAGCUUUCUCAAGACAAUAACAAAGAUUUCUUCGAUAAUGUAUAAGAUUAAUGUAUUUUUGAUCUUCUGGUGUGCCGUGAUGAUGCAACCAUUGAUGGGCCAGGGCUUGCGCGACAAGAGCUCGGAUAUCAGUGUCCCGUCUGCCGAUGCGGAGGUCAGUGCCACAACUGUGGCAUCUAUUAUGGGAUCGUUGAUGGAAAAGACUCCAGCAGGAAACUACGCAGCUGCCGAAACUACCCCGGCUAUGGCUACAGGAAGCCCCCCAGCUGCGGUCAAGUCCACCCCUCGCCCGAAGGCUGCCCAGGAGUACAAAAAGCGCAAAGUGGCUCGCACACACAAGCCCCUAUUCGAUGAGUCUCGAUUUGACUCAUCGAUGGAGCAGUUCGACUUUCAUGACGCCCCAAAGCCUCGUUCGCCUCAUCGCCACAAGCGCCAGAAACGCCACCGCCACGCGCCGACUGAGAAACCGUUCCUGGAGCCCUACCCCUUGAUGCAGACUGAACCGCCAAUGCCUCCUCGAUACCCCAUGCGUGCAUUCUCAUCUUCUGAUGCGGACACCGCCACAUCUUCUCGUGCGUCGCCGUUUUCCUUCUACGAGAAGUUACGUUCGCCGGAUUUAAAUUUCGAAGUGAAGGUGCUCGAAAUGUUGUCCCCCACAAUGCUGAUCGAGAGCGUUGAGCUGAAACCGUAUGAACACUCUCAGCCGACAAUGGUGCCCCAGAAUAUGCCCGGAUUUGACUUCUUGAACGCUACCGAGUACGAACGUUAUGGCGGCCACUCUAUUUACUCGCCCAAGAAAACUCACAAGCGCCACUCUUCUCCGGAAAAGCCGCCACUAUUCGACAUUUUGCAACCAGUUCUGAAGCCGCUCCUACACUCCCUACGUAAGAUGGAGAUGCAGACAGCCAUGGAAAUGCACAACAGUGGCAUGGAACAACCAUUGUCUCAUCGCAGCUUCAAGGACCCAACACUUGAAAGCGCCUACUGAAGAAACUGAUCAAGCUCAAGGAUCUGCUGAAGGCCCCCGACCCAGCCUUUCUAGCUGUCCUAUGAGCAUCGUCACAACCGCAAAGGCGUUUUAGGUUUAGAUAUAGCGGUAGGAUAUUAGGUUUGCCAGGUAGCUAAGAUUUCCAUUUGUGCUUGUGGUCAAUCUAAAUUUGUAUUUUUUUUUUAUUUAGAAAUUAGUUUUUGUUUUGGGUUUAGUUUAGUUUCAGGGAAAGUCAAAUUUUUAAAAUAUUUUUGGGUUUUUGACAACAAUUUGAAUGCCAACAAAUGAUUUGAGAUACGAUUAUAUUUUGUAAGAAUCAGUUUAUAGGUAGUUAAUAAAAAGAAGCA